Molecule: messenger RNA, 18640 nt
Organism: Panthera uncia (snow leopard)
Lineage: Eukaryota; Metazoa; Chordata; Mammalia; Carnivora; Felidae
Gene: TRAF3
Product: TNF receptor associated factor 3
Exons: 12
Coding region: 11539-13245 (568 amino acids)
Biological process (GO): tumor necrosis factor-mediated signaling pathway; innate immune response; regulation of defense response to virus
Cellular component (GO): plasma membrane signaling receptor complex
Molecular function (GO): zinc ion binding; tumor necrosis factor receptor binding
Source: RefSeq, a predicted model, not a curated record
GAUACAAAGCGUGAAAUGCUGAAACCUCCAGACAUAAUCGUGUUCAUUCCGUCCUCAUCCCCAGCCCCCCCAGCCCUGCAUCAAUGAAACUCAGUCCCAGGGCAUGGAGGGAGGGUCCCAGCCCAGGUGGGGGAGCUCCUGGCCAGCUCUGCCUUCUUCCUCCAACCCCAGCCUUGGGUCUAUGGCCCAGAAUGUAGGGUUUUUGUCAGCUUAGAGCCUUAACUCACAACCCACAGUUCCUAGCACAUUGUUUCCCUUUUUAUUCUGCCUUGGAGUUUGAAAAUGUCCAGUAGUGCUGGAUGGUUUUAUCAUUUAUCAUUACUACAACUUGCAGCUACAAAUCUCGUAAAACAAAUUCAUGUCCUACGCUCAGAUUUUGCUCCUCUAAAAAUUCUGUUUGUAACAUUAAUUUAGAAGAAGGCUUCUAAGUUGUUCAGAAACAGUUCUGUACCCCCUUUAAUAAAGCUAUUUUUGAAAUGUAAUUUAACGCCUGCAAAUAAAUUGCUUGAAGGUUUAGUUCAUUGCUUGGAAAAGAAGUGUGAGAAGAAAAGUAUUUUUUUUUUAACAUUUUCUGAGCUGUGGCCAGCAACCCAUUCAUUCAGUUAAUAUUUAUCAUCCAUUAGUAUUUAUCAAUAUAAUAUAUGGUUAUAUUUAUCAUAUAUAUAUAUAUUUAUACCCUUGUAUUUGGUAUAUGUUAGUGUAUGUGCGUGCGCUAACACCAACCAGAAGUACAGCAAGAAGAUUGGUACCCUUGAAUUACAAGAUUAUUUUUUUCCCUGUGUAGCCUGUAAAACGAGGAUAUUGAAUUGAUAUUCGAUACUGAGCUACUUCUUAAACACUUGAUUUCCUUAUUGUAUUUAUUUAUGUUUAUAUUUUUAAAAUCCGAGAACUACAGAAAUAGUUCGUUUCUACUGAUCCUUCAGAUCAUGGCUUAAAUGUCCUCUCCCCAAGGAGGCCUUCCCUGUACCUACUUAAAUGGGUGUCACUGGUGUGUUCACCAGGAGCCUCCUUGGUAGUUUUCACGUCACACGCGUGCACGCACACACACAUCUACUUGUGCUGUGUCCUCUUCCCCAUAGACCGUCUUCAGGGUCCCCGUCUUUCUUGUCUCCUCCUCCCUGUACUGUGCUGGCCAUCCUAGGUGGCUCUGAUGCUCUGUGUCCUUCACAGGACCGUCUUGGAAGUUUUCAAGUGUUUACUGACUCAACCAAGAAAUCUUUUUUCCAUUACUAACUUACUGUCUUUUCAAAUUAUUGAAUACUUGUGUUUUCCCACUCCACCAAGCAGCCGGAAACAACCAAGAAUAGUGACUCUUUAUGUCCUCAAUGGCCCUUUCCUCUCUUGAUCUCCAUGUUAGUUUUCUUGUACGUGAAUGAAUACAUUGUGAGGGUAGCAGCUUUUAAUGCAUCCUUUGAAUUCAGGUAAUUUUGAGGUAAUUUUGAGAAACUAGUUAAGCCAGCCCCAGUGCGUUUGAUAUUUUAAUUUAUAGAAUGCUCUUUUGUCCUCCUCAUGACACUGCCAGAUUGGAGAAGGGUGCUGUCAUUCAAAACUAUUUAUCGGAGGGGCGCCUGGGUGGCUCAGUCAGUUAAGCGUCCGACUUCGGUUCAGGUCACGAUCUUGCAGUUUGUCAGUUCAAGCCCCACGUCGGGCUCUGUGCUGACAGCUCAGAGCCUGGAGCCUGCUUCAGAUUCUGUGUUUCCUUCUCUCUCUGCCCCUCCCCUGCUCAUGCUCUGUCUCUCUCUGUCUCAAAAAUAAAUAAAACAUUAAAAAAAAAUUAAAAAAAAACCUAUUUAUUGGACAGUUGUGAGAGUGGGAACAAGGAACUGGCAUCAGACAAGCUUUGGUCCCAACUGCUGGGCCAGGUGGGACCUUGCCAGCUGCCGUGUGCAAGGCGUGGCAUGGCUCUUCAGGGCCCACAGCAUGGCUGGGUGCUACCUGCCCUGUGGGCGUUUCUGGCUGGUGAGUCAGUCCUGGAGUUCUUCAGCAGCACUGAUCUAACCUACACAUUAAGAUUUAUUUUUAUAUUAUUUCAGUAGAAAAUUUUAUUAAUGUGGACUUUUCUUUUUGUAUAAAAAGUGUUGACACUAGAAUAUUUUCGGUUCCAAAUGUUGAUUAAUUUAGGGGGAAACCGAAGAGAUUUGAUGUCGCAUAACAAAUCUUUAUUUAAAUUCAGUAAAUUGAAGUGAAUCAUAACUAUAUUAAGCAAAAGCGAACAUUGCAGAAUAGGGUUUAUUUGAAAGACGGUUCAGAUGAAAAUUUCAGGGUGACCUGGAAAGAUGUCACGCUUCUGUACCACCUUAAGUUAAAACAAUGUGAUCAUUUGGAUGUCAUGUAGGAAACUUGGUACUGGUGGGUCCAGCAAUUCUGGCAAAUGUGGUGGGGGUCACAUUUGAUUAGGAAGUUGAUUUAUUCUGGAGGGUUUACGUAGCGUGAGAAUAUUAGAUUCAAAAAGAUCCUAGGAAUAUUAUAUUAGAUAUUUAAAAUUUUCAACAUGACUAUCUGUAAAAAUAUAUGUGACAUUUCGUGUUUUAGGACUAAAGUAAGCAUGUGGUGGUAAUGUAUAUUUGAUCAUGAGUUCAGGUGAGUAAGACUUCAGAGACACCCAACCAACCCAAACUCACCACUGCAUUAUAGCUCCAAGACAUGGUUUUGUUUCACACAAGAGUAGUUUUAACUGUUACCCAGUGGCAUGGGAUAGUCAUUUCACUGUUAACUAGCUCUUUUCCUUCUUGUUCAGAUCCAUUUGGGUAAUGCUUUUCUUUCUUUCUUUUUUAAAAAAUGUUUGUUUGUUUAUUUACUUAUUUAUUUUGAGAGAGAGAGAGAGAGAGAGAGAGAGCGAGCAAGCAGGGGAGGGGCAGAAGGAGAGGGAGAAAGAAUCGCAAGCCGGCUGUAUGCACAGAGCCUGCUGUGGGGUUUGAUCUUACGAACUGUGAGAUCAUGACCUGAGGGGAAAUCAAGAGUCAGAUGCUUAACCAGGUGCCCCUGGAUAUUGCUUUUCAAAAGUAAGCUAAAUAAUUCUAGUCAGUUCUCAUAUUAAAGUAGCUAGAAAGCAAGCAAAUAGUUAUAGUUAGUCAAAUGAUGGGAGAAGUUUAUUUUAGCCUAGCCAAUAUCUCAGUGUCUUCUUGAAAUCAGAAAUGGCCUUAGUUCAGCUAAAGACGUUAUUUUUGGUGUAUCUGGUCACGAAUGUCCUGUGCUAGUCUUAAGGGAAUAAAUAAACUCUGGGGAUGUCAGUGCUGAAAUUCAAAAUAGUGAAAAAAGAUGCUUGGUUUUAAAAAGGGACGAAUGCAUUCAUUAGGCCUUAUUGACAUUUUGGGAAUUUUGAGGCAUGUAUUUUACUUGUUGCUCAGAAAUUAGAUGAUCACCUAGGAUUUGAAUGUAUAGUUGUCUGAGUGGUCGAGAAUGCUGGGCAAGUCACCAAGGAGGGACCACUGGUCUUUGAGACCAGUUUCAGUCCUGCUGACUCUGACUCCUCUGGGCAAGUUGCUAAAUGUCUUUAUCUUAGUUCCUCAAUAGUCCAAGGAGAGAUUUGGAGCAUCGGAUAACCUUUUGAAGAUAAUUUGAGAGGUGCAUAUGGCAAAUCCACUUUUACAGUGUAAAUCUUGACUGAUUCUUACAUCAUGAGUCAGUGGGCAUGCCUUUGUUGAGGUCGUCACUUUCUGAUAAUAGACAUAGAUGUUAGGAAGAGGCAGACCACUUUGUCACUUGCUGAUGUGUAAUGUUGGGAAAUUGCUGAAUCUUUGUGUUUCAGUUUCCUCAUAUCUAUAAUGGAGGGGGAAAUGGAGAAGAAUAUUUAGACUUGUGAGGAAUAAAUGUAUAAUCACAGGAAUAAUUGAAUAAUAACUACUAAUAUGUAUUGAAUGUUUACUGUGUGGUAGAUCCUUUCUAAGUGCUGAAGAUACAAACCCAAAGAAGACACAUACCCAAAGAAAACAUUUCUAUCUUCAGAAAGCUGACAGUCAGGUGGGAGAGAGAGAGAAGGAAGCAAAGCCAGUGUAGGCUUGUGUUAUGAUGGGUGUCCUUAUAGUAUAGACCAGGGCUUGAGGAAGGUCACUUUCACUGGGAAGGGAAGGUACUUGGAAAGAUGCUUAGAGAAGUUUAACUCCCUAGAAAGCAGGUGCCUGCUGAGUGUGCCUAGCACCUUGCUAGCUGCUGGGGGUGGAGGGAGGCUACAGAUCUAAAUUUAGCAUGAUCUCUGCCCUCAAGUUUCGUGACCAAACUGUGAGUUGAGUGUAAACGGUAGGUGUCAAGACACGUGAACGGAGUCUUGAGGAUGAAGUGUCUGGCAGGACAUGAAGGGAGUGAGAGGGAAGGAGCCAAGGCACAGGAGAAAGCGGACCAGGGGGCGUGGUGUGCAAGUCCGCCCUUGCACCCUUGCGACGCAGAGGCAGGGUCUUAGCCAGGGAGGGCAGGCACGCCUGCUGAGCAAGGCUGGGCGGCAGGCCGACUCACACCCAAGGCCAGGUCAGAAGGAGCAGGUGGAAGAGGGAAUUUUGGGGUGGGGAGGAUGCUUUCAUGAACUUGAAUGGUAUCUGAUUGUUAAAUUAACUCAUUUCAUGAGUUUUGACUAUUUCUUCAUAAAAAUUACAACUUUUAAUUUCAUAGUCUUUGUUUCUCCACUAAACUUAAUACCAUAAAAUUUUUGAUUAAGGAAAAAGCUUUUUUUUUUUUAGUCAUUACAUUUGAAAACAUUUUUCUGCACCUGUGCUUUUAUUUAUUUUUUAAAUUUUUUUAAUGUUUAUUUUUGAGAGAGAGAGAGAGAGUGUGCCCGAGCAUGAGCGGGGGAGGGAGGGGGGGAGAGAGAGAGAGAGAGAGAGAGAGAGAGAGAAAGAGAGAAAGAGAGAAAGAGAGAAAGAGAGAGAGACAGAAUCGGAAGCAGGCCCCAGGCUCCAAGCUGUCAGCACAGAGCCCGACUGGGGGCUGGAACUCAACAGCUGUGAGAUCAUGACCUGAGCCGAAGUCGGACGCUUAACCGACUGAGCCACCCAGGUGCCCCUGCACCUGUGCUUUUAGAAAGUGAAAUAAACGCUGUGGAGAAUAUGUAGAAGUUGGCUUACGGUGGAGGUUCUUUUAUUCUUGCGAUGGUGAGAGUACUUCCACUUGUGCUUGCCUGGCGCUUUCCUGCCACAUUCACUAGAGAGGAGCACCAGCAGGGUGGUGACCCUGCAGAAUCUGGAAUGAAGUUUGUUGCUUGAUUUGCUUUUAAUUGAACUGAUGUGUUGAGAGCCUUGGCACCUACCUUCACCAGUUAGUAAAUGGACGUGGUAGCAGUUGCUGCUGGUGGCUGGUUUUGGUCUACCCCGUAAUGUAAAUGUAUCUCCCCAACAUUACAUGAUUAAAGUUGUAAUAUCUUUGUGUGCAUGUAUUAAUUUAGUAAUAAUAGGAAAGUUUUUACAUUCUUGUAGUAUUUCCCUGUCUCCAAAGUGUCUAUGUGUGGGACUAUGUACGUAUGAGACUCUUAGCUGCAAAUAGAAGUAAUUGGAGCAUAAUGUUUCAUAUUGAAGUGUUUUCUGUUUUAAGAUCUUUCUGAGAAGGAAAGCAUUUACUUUUCUGGUUCUGAUAAAUCCUUGUAGUUAUAAUGUAUGAGCGUGAUGUGCUUAGUAAGAAAGUUAUUCCGGAGUCUUCCCUUUCUGCUGUGGCAGAGUAACAGGGACCAGGUUUACUGUCCACCAGGACCUGGUACAGAAUUGACACCAGAAAGCUCAAUAAUUGCGAUUAAUAAAUAUUUUAGGGGCACCUGGCUGGCUCAGUCGGUGGGGCGUGUGACUCUUGAUCUUGGGGUUGUGAGUUUGAGCCCCACUUUGGUUGGAGAGAUUACUUAAAAAUAAAACCUUUAAGAAAAUAAACAGUUUAUUACAGUACUUUUAGAAAAUCAAAUUUGGUGCAAAUAGAUCAGUAAUGAAAAAAUCAACUUUUAAAUAUAGAUAGGAUCAGAAUUAAUGAUCUUUCCUUUUGCCUCAGCUCAGAUAUGACUCAGUUCAGCACUGCUCCUGGUACUAUCUUUAAAAUUUUACUAUUUUCUUCUUGUAGAUUUUUUUUUAUUAACUUUGGUUUUUACCUCUAAAACUGAAUUUUUUGGUACUCCUUUAAAAUUUACUUGAGUCAUGUGCCUUAUUCUCCUCAUCCUUGUCCCAAACCUGACUCUUUUCCUUAAACAACUUGAAAACCAGACAAAACAUAUGAAAUAACAGUUUCAGACAUUGGCCAGCAGACAGGUUAGGACCGUAUUCCCUAAAAUAAGGGAAAUGAGCCCUAUGAUUAUUCCAGCUUACUCUCUAGAGCAGGGCCCAUGAAAUUUUUCUGUAAAGGGCCAGACAGUAAAUAUCUUAGGCUUUUCAGACCGUAUGGUCUCUGUCAGAGUUACACACUCAACUCUGUGUCUGCUUUCAUACUAAGUAUGCAAAUGAAUGGGUGUGGAUGUGUUCCAAUAAAACUUUAUUUAUAAAAACUAGUAGUAGGUUAGAUUUGACCGCCAGGCAAAUCCUGGUCUCGAGAGUGUUUCCACACUGCAGGGUAGGAGAGAGAAGCCAGAACCCACUGGCUUUACUGAAGUGACAAACACCCAGCAUUUGGGAGAACAAAGCAGCUAGAGUUUGGGGGGCAAAGUAUCUAGGAGAGGAAGGGAGCUACUUAGAGAAUCCAGAGAUCUGUAGAAGGACCCCCUUGAGACUCUGGUUGAGUACUGACCAGCACAUACACGAGAGGAAACACAAAGCCAGGAAAAGAACCACCAGAAAGGAAUAGACUGAACAAUUUGUGGAUAUCCCACAGGGCUGAGACAGUUUGUGUUCCCACCACCUAGAGUAGUAUCGGAUCCUUGUAAGGCUUGUUUUUUAAUCUUUGUGAGGGUGGGUUCGGAGCAGCUUUUCCAUUUAGGGGAUCGGGUAGACUUCCCUCCCCUCACUAGUGGGGCUGGAUUAGCUCUAGACCAUAAAGGCCAUUGUAGACCUGCCCUAAAUGGUUCCAAAUAACGUUUCUCAGAACAAAGUCCUGCUGUAUUGAAAAGGACUUAAGGACUUAAUAGGGGUGCCUGGGUGGCUCAUUCAUUUGAACGUCUGACUCUUGAUUUCAUCUUGGGUCCUGAUCACAGGGCUGUGGGAUUGAGCCCUGUAUUGGGCUCCCACCCUGGGCAUGGGGCCUGCUUCCGAUUCUCAGGGCACCUGGGUGGCUGCCAGUUGAGCAUCUGACUCUUGAUUUUGGCUUGGGUUGUAGUCUCAUGGUUGGAGAUGGAGCCCCGCAUCGGGCUCCCUGCUAAAGCUGAGAUCGUGCUUGGGAUUCUCUCUCUCGGUCUUUUCCUCUGCUUGUGCUCUCUCUGUCUCUGUCUUUCUCUCUCUCUGUCUCUCUCAAAAAAAAAAAAAAAAAAAAAAUUCUCUCUCUCCCUCUGCCCUUCCCCCUGCUCGUGUUCUUUCUCUUUCUCUAAAUAUAUAUAUAAUAAAAUCUUGGGGCACCUGGGUGACUCAGUUGAUUAAGCAUCCAACUCUUGAUCUCAGCUAAGGUCUUGAUCUCAGGAUUGUGAAUUCAAGCCUCAUGUUGGGCCCCAUACUGGGUGUGGAGCCUACUUUAAAAGAAAAAGAAAGGGUAUAGUAAAUUCUAGCUCCCAAUAGUGUAAAAAAAAUUUGGGUGUCCAACAUACAAUAAAAAUUACCAGGCAGGGUGCCUGGGUGGCUCAGUCCCUUAAGCAUUGGACUUUGGCUCAGGUCAUGAUCUCGUGGUUCGUGAGUUCAAGCCCCGCAUUGGGCUCUGUGCUGACAGCUCAGAGCCUGGAGCCUGCUUCGGAUUCUGACCCCCUCUUUCUUUCUGCCCCUCCCCUGCUUAUGCUCUCUUUCAAAAAUAAAUUUAAAAAACAUUAAAAAAAAUUUAAAAACCUUAAAAAAUACUAUCAGGCAUACAGAGAAGCAAGAAAAUAUGAUAUUAACCAGGAAAAAAAUCAGUCAAUAGAAACAGACCCAAAAAUAACAGAUGAUGGAAUUCGCAGACAAGGACAUUAAAAUAACUGUUACAUGGAAGUCACACAUAUUCAAAAAUGUAGAGGAAAAUGAGUGAAAUGAGAGAUAUGAAAAGAAAGACUGAAAUAAAACUUCCAGAUGAAAAAUACUGUAUCUGAAAUGAAAAAUGCAGUAGAGAGAUUAAUAGCAGGUUGGCACUACAGAAAAGGUCAUUGAACUUCAAGACUUAGCAAUAGAAACAAUCCAAAAUACAGCAAAAAGAAUAGAGAAGACUGAAGAGAAUAACAGAGCAUUUAGGGACCUGUGAGACAAAACCACCUGCUCCAAGAUAUGUGUAAUUGGGGUUCCAGGAGAGGAGGGAAUGGAAACAACAUUUGAAGGAAUAAUGGCUGAAAAAAAAUUAAAAAUUUGAUGAAAACUAUAAACCACAAAGCUCAAAAAUCCCAAAUAGAGUACACAAAACCAUACCGACAUACUGCAACAUCCAAUUCCUGAAAAACCAGUGAUAAAGAGAAAAAAAAAAAGCCCAAAACUUAAAAAGCAGUGAGAAGAAAAGACAUUACAGAGGAACAAAGAUAGAAAUGGCAGCUGGCUUCUGGUCCGAUUUGUGCUAGCCAAAAGACAACAGAAUGACAUGUUUAAAGUACCAAAAGAAAAACCUGUUAGUUUAGAAUUCUGUGCCCAGAGAAAAUAUCUUCUAGAAAUAAAAGUGAAAUCAAAAUUUCUAGGCCAAGAAAAGCUGACAGAUUUUAUUGCCAGCAGAACUGCAUGCACUACAAGAAAAAAAUUCUUUUAAUGUUUGUUUAUUUUUGAGAAAGGGAGUGCAAGUGGGGAAGGGGCAGAGAGAAAGGGGACAGAGGAUCUGAAGCCGGCUCUGUGCUCACAGCAGUGAGUCAGAUGCGGGGCUUAAACUCCCUAACUGUGAGAUCAUGACUGAGCCAAAGUCUGUGCUCAACCCACUGAGCCCCCCAGGCGUGCCUACGCUUCAAGAAAUUUUUUAAGGAAGUUCAGGUAGAAGGAAAUGAUACCAGAUGGAAAUUUUUACAGAAAGGAAUGAAAAGAACCAGAAAUGGUCAAUUCUCACUUCUAAUUGCUUUUUUUUUUUUUUUUUUUGGCUAUUUUGGAGCGCCUGGUGGCUCGCUCAGUUAAGCAUUCAACUGUUCAUUUCAGCACAGGUCAUGAUCUCACAGUUUCGAGUGUUCGAGCCCCACAUCGGGCUCUGUGCGGGUGCCAAGCCUGCUUGGGAUUGUUCCUCUCCCUACUUCUCCCCUGCUUUCUCUGUCUCUCUCAAAAUAAAUAGACUUUCAAAAUAAUAAUAAGAAAAUAAAAAUAGGCUAUUUAAAGCAAAAAUAACAGUGUAAUGUGGGACUUCUUAUACUUGCAGAGGUAAAUAAAUGAAAACUGCACAAAAGACGGGAGAGGAGAAACAGAAAUAUGGUGUUACUAUAUGCUUAAAGUGGUGUAAUAGUAUUUGCAGGUAAACUGUAGUAAGUCAAAGGUGACUGUCAUAUCCAGGAUAAUCUGUCAUCAGUGGGAAUGAAAGAAAAUAUUAAUGCCAAUAUCAGGGAUGUAAAAGAGGGUAUCACUACAGAUCCUACAGACGUUGAAAGGGUAAGAAGGGUAAAAUUGUGAAUCAUUUUGUGCCAAUAAAUUUGACAAAAUGAAAACAUUCCUUGAAAAACACAAACCACCAAAGCUCACUCGAAGAAAUAUAUAACCUUCAUAACCGUAUUUAUUAAAGAAAUUGAAUUUGUAAUUAAACUCCUUACCUCAAAGAACACUCCAGACCCAAAUGACUUCACUGGUGAAUUGUAUUAAACACUUAUAGAAGAAGGAAUACUAAUCAGACAAAAACUUUUUUAGAAAAUUGAGGAGGAGGAAACGCUUCCUAUCUCAUUCUACGAGGCCAGCACUGCUCUGAAAGCAAAACUAGACAAAGACAUUGUAAUAAAGGAAAACCACCAAGUGUAUUUGUUGUACACGCAUGUCUCCCAUGAACUUUAGCAAAUAUAAUCCAUGUAGAAACAUAAAAAGGAUAUUACAUAACAAUCAAAUAAGGUUUAUCUCAGAGUGAAAAAUUGGUUUAACACUGGAAAAUCAAUCAGUGUAAUCCACAUCAUGAUAGAUCAAAAAAAGGAAAAUGAAAGUGAAGCACAGAGAUAGAAGUAUGGGGAACGCAAAGGAAGGCAGGAGACUCGGAGGAGGUAGUGAAGUCUGACGUACGUGUAAUUGGGUUCUGGGAGUAGAGGACACGGAUGGUGCAGAGCAGUGUUUGAGAAGAAAACGGUUGACAGUGUUCCAGGAACUUGAAACAAUCCAAACCGUAGUUUUAAGAUGUUCAACAAACGACUGGCAGGAUACCCUAAGCAAAAAGAAAUCCCACAGCCAAACACAGGGUAGUGGAGCACAUGAUUGCCUACCGAGGCACAACAGGCCGCUUCCCGACACCAGCAGUGAAAGCCAAAAAGCACUAGGAGUGAUACCUUCACUACACAACAGGAAAGGAUUCUCCAUCUAACAAAAAUGAAGGUCACCUAAGAUGUUAAUAAUGACAAAAAUACGUGCACAUAUGUAAACACAGCGGUAGGACAUACGUUGGCAGUGUGAUGAAUGGAGUUAGUAUUUUAAAGUCCUUGCUGUCCAAGAGAAGGGGAGAGAUACCGCAGUGGCCUUUAAGAGCCUGCACAUCACAUUGUAUUUCUAAAGUAAUCAUAAGAAGAAUAAAAACCAGACACGUGACUUCUAGAUUACUAGGGAGCAGAGGUUGGAAUGGUAACAAUCCAAAAGAAGGCAAAUAGAAAAGCCUCUGGUAGGUUGGGUUGGGAUUAAAAAAGGAAAGAAAGCCCCAGGUACAAUGGUAGAAUUAAAUCUACCUAGGUGUAUGUAAUGGCUUCCAAUGCGAAUAGAGUAAAUUUUCCAUUUAGAAGACGAAGAUACCAAGAUUUUUUUUUUAAUAAGGUGUUUAAAAAAUCCAACUAUAUACUGUUUACAAGACAUUCAUCUAUAAGGAUUAAGAAAUGUUGAAAGUAAAAUGAUGAAAAAAAUAAACUAUGCAAACACCAAAAAUAAGAUCAUAUAGUGUCAGACAAAAUAUACUUUAAGGCAAAGAGCAGGACUAGAGUGUUACUAGAAUGUCAUUAACACGUGUCAUUUCACAUUAAACAGUGGGCAACUCUGAUUCCUGUAACAAAAUAAGUAGCUUAUUACAAACAAGUCUGUUUCUUGCUCACACAAGAUGUCCUAGUUGGCAGAUUGCUUUCCACGUGUUCAGGUACUUUGGGGAAGAGAGAAUCUCUUUGAGUUCCAGAGGAGGAAGAAAAGACUUCAUUAAUUUUGACUUUGUAUGUUCACAGGGAUGAACCAACUCUGCCCAGGGACUAGGAUGCUCAACUGGCACACGUCCCCCUAUGCCUGGGGGUUGGAGUCAGUGUCUCUGGAGGCUGGUGGACUGAGGUAAGAGACUCCACUACAUUCUGUGAAGAAGGAUAAGACUGACACCGCCUUGCUUCUUUCUCUGUUGAAAUCUCUUCCUCCCUGAUCGAGCUUUGGUGUAUCUUCUUACAGCAUAUGACACACGGAAUCUCUCCUUCCUGACAUGGAGUCAAGUAAAAAGAUGGAAUCCCCCGGCACGCUGCAGACGAACCCGCCGCUGAAGCUGCACCCUGACCGCGGCGCCGGGACGUCCGUGUUCGUCCCCGAGCAAGGAGGUUACAAAGAAAGGUUUGUGAAGACCGUGGAGGACAAGUACAAGUGCGAGAAGUGCCGCCUGGUGCUGUGUAACCCGAAGCAGACGGAGUGCGGACACCGGUUCUGUGAGACCUGCAUGGCGGCCCUGCUGAGCUCCUCCAGCCCAAAAUGUACCGCGUGUCAAGAAGGCAUCAUCAAAGAUAAGGUGUUUAAGGAUAAUUGCUGCAAGAGAGAGAUUCUGGCUCUUCAGAUCUACUGCAGGAACGAGGGCGGGGGCUGCACGGAGCAGUUGACCCUGGGACACCUGCUGGUGCAUUUAAAGAACGAUUGCCAGUUUGAAGAGCUGUCGUGUGUCCGCGCUGACUGCAAAGAGAAAGUGUUGAGGAGAGACCUGCGUGACCACGUGGAAAAGGCCUGCAAGUACCGGGAGGCCACGUGCAGCCACUGCAAAAGUCAGGUCCCGAUGAUCACACUGCAGAAACACGAAGACACUGAGUGUCCCUGUGUGGUGGUGUCCUGCCCCCAUAAGUGCAGUGUCCAGACCCUUCUGAGGAGUGAGUUGAGUGCGCACUUGUCAGAGUGCGUCAAUGCCCCCAGCACCUGUAGUUUUAAGCGCUAUGGCUGCGUGUUUCAGGGGACAAACCAGCAGAUUAAGGCCCAUGAGGCCAGCUCCGCGGUGCAGCACGUCAACUUACUGAAAGAGUGGAGUAAUUCUCUGGAGAAAAAGGUUUCCUUGCUACAGAAUGAAAGUGUAGAAAAAAACAAGAGCAUACAAAGUCUGCACAAUCAGAUAUGUAGCUUUGAAAUUGAAAUUGAGAGACAAAAGGAAAUGCUUCGAAAUAAUGAAUCCAAAAUACUUCAUUUACAGCGGGUAAUAGACAGCCAGGCGGAGAAAUUGAAAGAGCUUGACAAAGAGAUCCGCCCGUUCCGGCAGAACUGGGAAGAAGCGGACAGCAUGAAGAGCAGCGUGGAAUCCCUCCAGAACCGAGUGACCGAGCUAGAGAGUGUGGACAAAAGCGCCGGGCAGGCGGCUCGGAACACAGGCUUGCUGGAGUCCCAGCUGAGCCGGCACGACCAGAUGCUGAGCGUCCACGACAUCCGCCUGGCCGACAUGGAUCUGCGCUUCCAGGUCCUGGAGACCGCCAGCUACAAUGGCGUGCUGAUCUGGAAGAUCCGAGAUUACAAGCGGCGGAAGCAGGAAGCCGUCAUGGGGAAGACCCUGUCCCUUUACAGCCAGCCUUUCUACACGGGCUAUUUUGGCUAUAAGAUGUGUGCCAGGGUCUACCUGAACGGGGAUGGCAUGGGCAAGGGGACGCAUCUGUCGCUGUUUUUUGUCAUCAUGCGCGGAGAAUACGAUGCCCUGCUUCCUUGGCCGUUCAAGCAGAAAGUGACACUCAUGCUGAUGGAUCAGGGGUCCUCUCGGCGUCACCUGGGAGACGCGUUCAAGCCGGACCCCAACAGCAGCAGCUUCAAGAAACCCACCGGGGAGAUGAAUAUCGCCUCCGGCUGCCCGGUGUUUGUGGCCCAAACUGUGCUAGAAAACGGGACAUAUAUUAAAGAUGAUACCAUUUUUAUUAAAGUCAUAGUGGAUACUUCGGAUCUGCCUGACCCCUGACAAGUCACUGGGGAGGUGGGUUGAGCAGAAGGCAACUCCUCUGGGGGGUUUGAACCGGCUGUCUCCACCGAGGUCCUCGCGCUCAGAAAAGGACCUUGUGGAACGGAGGAAGCAGCAGAAGGUGGCCGCGGGCCGGCGGGAGGAGCCGCGUGUGAGGACACACCCGACAUGUUUUCUAAUAGACUAGCAGCUCCACUCUGAAGAAUUAUUUAUCCUCCAACGUGAUAGAUACUGCUGUCAGAGAAGGUUUUCAUUUCAUUUUUAAAGAUCUAGUUAAUUAAGGUGGAACACAUAUAUGCUAAACAAAAGAACCAUGGUUUUUUCUUCCUUAAACUUGAACACCAAAAAAAGAAAACACACGCACACGCACACGCACACACCUGGGGACAGCUGGACAUGUCAGCAUGUUAAGUAAAAGAAGAAUUUAUGAGAUAAUAAUGCAAUUCUAAUAUAUUCUAAAAUUCAAGAGUGCAAUCUUGUUUCAAAUAUAGUAUACUGUCUAUUUUUAAGGCCUCAUCUGGUCUCUGUUUUAAUAAUUUGUUUGUCAGAAGACCCUGAAGUACACCUAGGUCUUUUUUGGAAGUCUGAAUUCAGAAUCAUUUUUUAAUUUGAAGUUCUAAGAUAAUUGUUACUGCAGACAUUUUGUUUUAAAACGUUGAUAGACUGAUAUUUCUUGGCAGAAAAUGUAAACUAUCAAACGCUGGUUAUCACUUGUGAUAGGAAAGAGCAUACUCAACCUGCUGUAUUUCUCGUUAGAAAUGUAACCUUCAAUCUCUGUCGUAGUUAAUGACACUACUUCAAAAUUAUUACGAAAGGGAAACUGCUCAUGGAUGCUGUGCAUCAUUUUCAGAUUUAUAAUUGUUUUCACCCUAAAAUAGGGCAUUUGUUGAACUUUGGAGUUCUAAACAAAAUCCUGUAGGCUUUUAAAAUUCUGCCCCACGUAUUCAGACACGCUCUCUGUUGCUGACAACUCUGGCCUUCGGCGUCCAGGGUCCGGGGGUGGGCAGGUGGCUCGUGCUGAAGGAGGCCACAGCAGGUGUGUUUUUCUUCAUCCUGUCACAUUGCUGCAUUCUGUUAACGAUCUCCAAAGGCGACAUCUUUGCAUAGAGGUGGUGGCAUACUGUCUAUGUGCCUUAGAUGUGACAUGCUGCUUCUCGACCCUGGCUUUGUGUUCACUGUAACUCUAGAAGGUGAUAGUUUGACCCGGCGUUCCUCUCGACCACUAGACCCCUGCCUCUGCAAGGGCCCUCAGACAGCCCCGUGCCUGCUGAGGAAGCCAGGCUCAGCUUCCGCUUCUGGAGCCUCCACUGCUCAGUCAUCACAGAUUCCAAGUCUCUGGGCCCCCAGAGCGAGCCGCCUGGUCCCAGCACGGGCGCGGUCCCACCCCCAGGGCAGGAGCGGGGCAGCCACCGCGCCUCUCCGUGUCCCCGCCUGGGCCGUGGGCGCCCACCCGCCACGAAGCAGAACCCUCUGAGCAUUCCAGAGACCGCCGCUCUCGGGGGGGCCUGCCCAGGCUGACGGACGGGGUCCUGGAACCACCGCUCCCUCCGGAAGGGUGGCCCGGGGACCGUCCCAGCCUGCGCCUGCCCAGACGGCAUCUUCUCAGCUCACUCACUGUUUACCUUCUUUCAAUGGUCCAACUGUGACUAGAAGCCGGAGCCCUGCCUCCCUGCGCCCCCCGCUGUGCGCCGCGCUUCUGGGUGCUCUUACCACUGAUGGGUGCUACACGUGACGGGUGCUCCUUGGGCUAAACCAGUGUGUGUGAACCACCGCAUCUGGGCCGCGCACCUCAGACUGCCUGCCUCUGGGCUCCCCCGUGCUCACGCGGGGACGGUUGGGCUGGUGCCCGGUGGCCCGCCGUGUCUCUGGUGCUGCCAUCUGCCCUGGGCGUGCCUCCGCCCCAGUGCCUGCUGGAAGUGCCCUCCUAGCGCACGCCGUCCCCUUCCGUAAGUGACCUCAUCGGUUCCAAGCACCUGCCACGCCCGUUAGCAGUUAAGUGCUCGGCUAUUCAUCUCCUUUACUUUCCCCACCCUGCCCCCACCCCCAUUGCUUUGAGGGCCAGUCUGCCUCCUCCGUCCUGUCCAGAAGGAGUCGUGAGUCCCCGUGCAGAGAGGAAGGACUACCCGUGGGUGCUGCGGGACCGCUGUCCCUCAAAGGUGUUCCCGACCUCCUCCAGACCUUGCCCUGGUUCUACCCCGGAGACCCAGGGGAGACAGGACGCCUGGCAGCCCCUCCUGCCUGGCCUCAGGUGGCUUUCCUGAGGCCAGGGGUUACCAGCGGGGACAUGCCUGUGGCAUGCCUGCGUCCUCCCCCAUCACUAAGAGUGUGGACAAUAGUAACACAUUUGAGAUAAAAGCAACCUCUUGGUCUGGUAAAACAACAACAACAACAACAACAACAACAGUUCUUUGCCUCUCCUGGUUGAAAUUCUUCUGGGGGUGGGCUACCUGGAAUCACUUCUGGAAGCAUCUGUCCCUUGGUGGGGGGCGCUUUCCCAGUCGCCCCUCCCACACACGCUCCUAGUGGGAGAUGACGGGCCCUUUGGGCCUCCUCCCGAGGAGCCCAUAGGACGUGGCAUCAGGAGCUGGCGCCAUCCCCUGGGGUGAGGAUGUGCAGAAGCCUCAUCUUGUGGCUUGAAAAUAAUUGGCGACAGCGGGGGGGUGGGUCGUGUGCCUUUCGGCCACCGUUUGGUGCACAUCUUCCCUCUCGCGCACUUGUCCGGAGAGCGGCCUCCCGAAGGACCCGAGUUCGAGGACCUGCCCGGAUGGACGCACCUGGCAUUGCUUCCAUCCUGACUCCUCGGUGCCCCGGUUUGGUGCUCGCCGCCCGGCGCCGGCCUCCGGCUGUGGUCCCCGAGCGGCCAACCCUCCCGGCUUCCCAGGGUCCCAGCAACAAGAGAACGGUGUCCUACGCGGCGUGUAUUGGGUGCACUUUUCCUGUUUCCUAAAAGUGACAGAUUUCCCCAUGGGAUAAAACUGUUCCAGCGCUUUAGAAAAACCACCACCGAGUCUUGCGUGUGAAUCAAGCCAGUCGGCUUCCCUGUCAGCCUCGUGCCGGAAAUGAAGACAACUCACUGUCUCUGCUUGCCUCGUGUGGUUCUCUGGACGCGUGCCGCUCACUCCUGCGCGGACCGUGGAGGCUGCUGGGGGGCUGGCGGCCCGGGGCUGGGCUUGUCGGUGAUGGGUGGGCACCUGCUGGGGAGCACACGGUGUGGUGGGCGUGAGUGAGGGGCCUGCCCCAAGAGGCUGGGAGUCUUUGAGUGGCGGAGUGGCAUUUGGCUCUUGGGGAUUAGACCGGCCCCGGGGAGGCUGGAGUCCCCUCACCUGGGCCUCUUCUAGAAGUUCGGUUUUUCAGUGUCCUAGGUUCAUAGGUAACACAGAGGAGACAGGAACGCUCGCAAAUUGUUCUUCUAAGACCUGUCCUACAAGAGGGUGGCGCUGACCCCCUGAGGGUGGGUCGCUGUGCAGGUGGACAGGGAAGGCCUCGUGGGGGCCACUGUUGUGGCCCCAAUUCACAGCCUCCUCCCGGAGCAGCCUUUGCGAGGCAGCAGGUAGAGCAAGGGAGCUCUCGGCCCAGAUGCGCCUUUCUUUUCCUGCCCGAUCCAGUUUUUCCUCGCCUUGUGACCCCAGAGGGCCGUGGAGUACAGGAAGCCUGUCCUCCGUGGCGGCCACCCCCACCAGGCCCUUCAGAUGCUGCCCAGAUUCCAGGGGGCUCUCUGGCAGAGCCGAUGCCCCCGAGGCUUCCCCUGUACCACUGCGGCCCACCUUGGUGAGGCGGGGUCCUUGGCCACCCACGCUGGGGCCACAUGUCCCAGGUGAGGCCUGCAGCUGUCAUCAGCAGGCAGUGUCAUGGCCACCGGUGGCAGGCCUGGCAUCCUGCAGCCAGCAGGGGACGGGGUGUCUGGACAGACCCUUAAACACGGCAGGUUCCCGUGGUGGGUCAUUUCUUUGUCUGCCCAAGGGAGGUGGGCAGAGUGGCAGAACCCACCCGCCCCCAACUCACAUCCCGGGGGGUGCACACCACCUCCCUACUCUGUGCGUGAAGGAGGGGGGACACUGUCCUUCUGUGCCCAUCACGGACGUGUCUGGCUCCCGGCCUCUCCGCCAGUGUUCACGGGGCCGGUCAGGAGCCGCACUCCUCCUGGGACCUCGUGCCCCAACCUCAGCCCUCCAAGGGAAGUCCCUCUUCUCUGGGUCAGCAGAGCUGUUCAAUACUGUUUUCUUCCUUCUGGUCCAGACCUUUCUCAGAGUGCGGAGGAGAGCCGGGGGGAGCCCCUUCCUUUUGUGAGCAUGUGGGAGGUGAAUGAGGGGUCUGUCGCCCAAAUCUGCCUGUCAGCCCGAGACCAUGGUUCUGUCUUCCAUUUGCAAAUCCCGACAGCUUUAUUUUCUCCAAAAUAGAAUUAUGUCCACUGGGGCCGAAGUCGGGUGAGGGCCGUGUGUGGCUCCGGUGUCGGCGGGUGACCUGGUCAUCGGUACUGUCUGGCCGGGCAGGGCAGGCCGUCACCGGGGAGCCGGGGCCAGCGGGGGGUGGGGGUCCCCGGGGGGUGCUGCCCCCUGGCCUCCCGUGGCCCACGUGCGCGGAGGUGGCCGGUCUGGUGUGGGGAGGCCCUGGUGGCGCCGAGCAGUGCUUGCCUUUCAUUUCCGCUGCUGCAUCUUGAGUCUCGCGAACUGUCGCAUUGGAAGAGGGUCAAGUCCGGGAUGGCUGUGCCACUCCUGCCGUUAGUGGUGAUUGGUUUUUAUAACUCAGUCCCCCAUUAGACAAGUAAGAUAACCUUCAACAGCAAACUGACUUAAUUGGUAAACACAAACGCCGGCAUUAUUUCCAAGGAUUUCUACAAGAAUUACCUAUAGAAUAGCAUCUGUGAUCACAGAAGUGUGUGAACCCGUGUAGACAAUUGUGUGACAUUGUUAGAGCCGCAAUCUCCCUGACGGCGCACCUCUUCGUCCAGUUCUGUUACCCAAAAACAAAGACCAAAGAAGGCCAAUCUCUCAUUUGACUCUGUAUUUUUAACCCGCCUGUUUUAAAAAUUGCCGUCUGUAGUAACCGCUCGCUGUGAGGCCCCAUCUUGACACUCCAAGUGAUUGUGACCAGUGAUUCACGUCCUGUUUUUCUGCUCUUCUAAAAAAAAAAACAACAAAAAGACAGUAUAAGUUAUUGCUCAGCAAUAAUCAUGUUGUUCAUGUGAAUUAACAACAUGUCUGGUUUUCUGAUAGCAUUAUUAUGUUUUAUAUUUUUGUUUACUGUAUAUUGUGUGUGGUUUUAUUUGGUAUUUAUUUGUGUUUUGAGGUCUUGCGAUGUUUUUGUGUUUCUGAUGCUAAUAACUAAAGUUUGUAAGAGUGUAGAAUGCAAAACUUGGAAAUGCUCAACUGUCUGAUUAGAGGAAAAUAAAUCUGAC